This is a messenger RNA of Lactuca virosa, 2795 nucleotides long. The record is from the annotation of a GenBank genome assembly. NCBI's taxonomy places the organism in Eukaryota, Viridiplantae, Streptophyta, Magnoliopsida, Asterales, Asteraceae.
GUUGUCUUUUAGAAAAGCCAAGAAGAAUCUUUUGAACUGCAGACGAAGUUAGGCUAAACAAGGCAACAAACAUUGAACUUGCUACCAAACGAUUGACUAGUUUAGAUCAAAGACAACCAAAAUCAGAAGUAGUGAAACUUAUAAUCCCAGCUGAUCAUAUACACUCUCGUAAUUCUUCUCAACUUCCAUGGCCAUCCUCACUGAAUUACCAGAAGAACAAGAUGCAGCAAUGACAUAUGAUGUUUUCCUGAGUUUCAGAGGGAAAGACACUCAUCUAGGUUUUACGGAUCACCUCUACCAAGCUUUGGUGAAUGAAAACAUCUCUACCUUUCUUGAUGAGGAAGAGGCUGAAACUGGUGAAAAACAUAAACCAGAACUUGCAAGAGCUAUAAAAAGCUCUCGUGCUUCGAUAAUCGUCUUGUCUAAGAACUACGCAACUUCAACAUGGUGUCUGGACGAGCUCUUGAUGAUCUUAGAGCAACGACGGGUCUCUGACCAUAUUGUUCUCCCCAUUUUUUACAACGUUGAGCCGACACAUAUCAGGAAGCAAGAAAGCACUUUUGGAAAAGCGUUAUUUAAACACAAACAGAGGAUUGAGUCCGAAAAGGAUGCGGAGAAGAAAAUUGAAGUGCUCAUAAGUUGGAGAUGUGGACGAAAGGACUUACAGAGAUUGCUGAUUUGAAAGGAAAAGAUGCAAGUGGAAGAAGAGAGACGGUGGUCAUUGAAGAAGUCGUGAAAGAAAUUAUUACGAGACUGGAACUAUUAGCGAUAAAAUUUAAAGUUUUAGAUAAGAUUGUAUUUGUAUUAUUUAAAUUCCUUUAUUAUAGUGCUAGCUGUUAUAUUUGUACGUGUAUAUAUUGUAUCUGAUUUACAUGAAUUAGAAUCACGGAUUAAAUCCUCAUAUGGUAUCAGAGAGGGUUGCGUAAAAACCUAAUCUUACCUCAAAUCUUGCUCGUCGUCUUCCUCCCUCCAUGGCGUCGUCUUCCUCAGAGCUUCCCCUUGCCACAAUUUUGCAUCUGCUCACAAUAAAGCUUACCUCUUCCAAUUACCUAAUUUGGAAGAAUCAAAUCAAACCCCUUUUAUCCUAUCAGCGUCUUCUUAAGCAUGUCGAUGGUACAAAUCCAUGCCCACCUGCUACCAUUCAGCUACCAUUCAAACCGAUGGUAAAUCUGCCGCAAAUCCCGCCCAUCAAUCUUGGAUUGAAGCAGAUCAACGGGCUCUUUUGAUUAUCCAAUCCUCCCUCUCUGAGGAGGCCAUGGCAGAGACGCUAAAUCUUUCUACUUCACACGCAAUUUGGCAAGCUUUGGAGCAAGCUUAUAGUCACGAUUCCAUGGAGAGGGUUCAAACUCUGCGAGAUUCACUUAGGCAGAUGCAGAAAGGAUCCUCCUCCGUAUCAGAGUUUGGCCGAAAAUUCAAGGGAGUCUGCGAUCAAUUGUCUGCUGUGGGCCAUCCAGUUGAAGAGACUGAUAAGGCCCACUGGUUCCUUUGUGGACUUGGGUCUGGGUUCGAGACUUUCUCCACAUCCCAGCGGGCUGUCAAGCCUACCCCCUCCUUCCGCAACCUGUUAUCCUAUGCAGAGAGCCACGAAAUUUUCAUGGCUUCAAUUCACAGUAAUGUUGCCACUACUCCGGUUGCUUUUACAGCCACUACUACUGCAGCUCCUCGCAAUCCCACCAACUACAACUCUAGAGGACGUGGUGGUCAAACUUCCAGAGGUGGAGGUGGCAGAGGGCGUGGUGGCCGCCGCCCUCCACACUGCCAAUUGUGUAGGACCAACGGACACUAUGCGUCUUCUUGUCCAGACCUCUCGUCAUAUGCAAAAGGAGGUACAGUUGAUGCUAAUUUGGUUCAUGAAUUUCAGUCAAAGUGCAACACAAAUUCUGAUUGGUAUGUAGACUCUGGGGCUUCGGCACAUAUGACACAUUCAGCCUCAAAUUUGGACACUUCCUCUUCCUACACAGGCAACGAUCAUGUUGCUGUUGGCAAUGAAUCGAAGCACCAAGGAUAUAAUAGCAAGGGUUGCAUCGGAUCUAGAUAAACUUUUCAUCUCAACAUUUGAUGAAGGACUGCCAUCACUCUCAACUUCAGCAGCCACAGCCGCAUCUCCACAGCCUCCUGCCGAGGUGCUUUCUGCUACAGAUCCGGAGCCUUGUAGCUUCUGCUCUAUGUCCGCUCCUAUCUCAGCCGGUUCCACUGCUCAGCCACCGCCGGAGGUUCCUACUUCACCACCCGAGACGCCGCAACAGUCACCUGCUGUCACACCUCCGGUUACGCCACCAGUCACUCCACCGGCUACACCUUCUCCAUCACCGCCACCCUCACCCCCACCAGCCACUCAUCCUAUGAUUACUCGGGGCAAGGCUGGUAUUAUUAAACCAAAAUAUAGAGCCGAUUUUGCAUCUCUUGGCACAACAACUCUCUUUCAAGCCUUACUCACUACCUCAGUUCCUAAAGGAUUCAAGUCUGCGGCCAAGAAUCCACAAUGCCAAAAAGGUCUCGCCUACUCGCAUAUCCUCUCCCCCUAUCAGACAACAACUGGUGAUCGCCCACAGUUAGUUUGUCAAAUUUGCACCAAGCCUUAUCACGAGGCUCACAACUGCCAUCAGCGACUCAAUCUCACCGCCUUUCCAACAACAAAUCGUAAAGCAGCUGAUCGUCAUCGCCAAUCUCAAUCCUUAGCCAAACAAGCAUUUUCAACUUACACCACAAGUCCAUCGGCCCCGACUGAUCCGUGGGUGGUUGACUCGGGUGCUACACAUCAUGUGACCGCUGACUUUGAAAAUCUCAAUCUUUAA